UUAGCUUCUCACGUCUUUCUUUUCAAUAAGAUCAACCUACUCUUCAUCAAGCUCUUCUCUCAGAAAGAUCAAAUGGAAAACUCAGCACUAAGCAAUGUCGUGAGGCGAACAGUAAUCUCUAAUCAACAGAGAACAAUACAAGAGGGUCUAGAAGAGAGUAGUUGGGAUAUGUACGUUGAAACCGAAGAUGGUAUCAGCCAUUAUGAAGAUUCUUCCAUGAUCUCAGAUGCUGCGUCUCCUAUAAUCUAUGUCGAAGAAGACACGGCUUCAUCUCCGUCUAACAGAACCAAGGGUUGCAGUGAAAUGGAGAACAAUACGACAGAAAUAAAAAUCAUGAACAAUUCUAAAACUGAGGAGAAAGGAUUGAAUAAGAAAGGGAUAAUGAAUGAAGAAUAUUGCGUAGAAUUGAAGAAGAGAGGACUUUGUUUAGUGCCUUUGUCGAUGUUGUACACCUACAUUGGUUGA
Messenger RNA from Brassica oleracea var. oleracea, 465 nucleotides. RefSeq lists its product as uncharacterized. The coding region runs from base 73 to 465 and encodes 130 amino acids. The transcript is spliced from 3 exons. Lineage: Eukaryota; Viridiplantae; Streptophyta; Magnoliopsida; Brassicales; Brassicaceae. Gene Ontology annotation, biological process: multidimensional cell growth; xylem development. The record is from RefSeq and is a predicted model, not a curated record.